Messenger RNA from Spodoptera frugiperda (fall armyworm), 449 nucleotides. RefSeq lists its product as uncharacterized. NCBI's taxonomy places the organism in Eukaryota, Metazoa, Arthropoda, Insecta, Lepidoptera, Noctuidae. The transcript has 4 exons. Bases 1 to 390 code for a protein of 129 amino acids. The record is from RefSeq and is a predicted model, not a curated record.
AUGAAUUUUGAUAUUGACUUCUUAGUUAUGUUCAAAAAGAUUGGCAACCCACUUGCUGAAGCACUGACGCAAAAACAGACGGAAACAGAGAAUGACCAAUCGUGUGGCGAGCCGGUGAAGGCGCACCACCUGGUGAUCGACUUUGCCCCCGGCAGGGAAGACACGCCGGAGAUACAGGAGCGCUGCCACCAGUACUGGCAGAAUAAGAACCGUCAAGAGUAUAACGACAUGUCCUCGAAGAGUAAAAACCUGAUUGAUUUGCCACAUCCCGACAGGAGCAUAGAAAGCCAAAGUAUUAUACCAGCUGUACAUACGCACAAGAAACAUAACAAAAAAGGUAACGUACAAACCGCAGUAGACUCGAGCACAGUCAUCCAAUAUCGUACUUAAAUGACACGCAUUUUGUUACAUUUUGUAUUUUUUACACUUUAUUACAUUUUUUCUAUCUA